AUAAAGAAAACGAGAGACGACCGAGCUUGGCUUUUGUUUUGUUCAGAAGAAAUUUGAUAUGCUCAUAAAAUUAACGAAAUAAUAUCUUAAAAAUGAAAGAAUUUAGAGAAACAAUUAAUUUUAUUAAACGUCAGUUUGAUAGUGAUUCAAGUUGUGAAGCCGGUUUCUAUUUAUUGAAAACAAUAAACGAAAAUGGGGAUAAAUUCAUUGAAGAACUACUUGAUUGUGAUGUUAUGAUAAAUAUCUUGGAAACCUUAAAUUCUUCAAAUCAAAAGAUUGACUUCAGGAAGAAAGUAUGUAGGUUGAUAUCCAAAAUAAUAGUGUCACUGAAUGACUACUUUCAGUUUCCUUUAAGUGACUGGAAGGGAGGUUCAGUUGCAUUUCAGAACUUUCUCUCAACUGGCUUGGAACAUUUACCAUAUGAUUCGUCAAAGUGGGAGGAAAAUUUGAAAAUUUCAAACGAAAGAUCCAAUUCUUUACUAGUUUUGCUUUAUUGUCACUUUAUAGCUACAGAAGAAAUAUAUGUUUUUACAAAAACUACAAUAGCUGUAAAUAUAAUUAACCUUGAUGUGAGCAAUGCAAAACCAAUUUUUCUUAAAGUUCUGUGGCUUCUAUACGCGGUUUCUCCAAUUAUUGGUCAAGUUUCGGACUAUUUUCAAUCUGAUAACAAGUUAACAGCUACUUUUCAAAGAUUCGGAAGCGUAGAUAUUUAUUACACACACCAUAAAAGUUUCCUUCUUUUCAUAAUGAACAAUAUUUCAAUUCCCGAUAAAAUGCGAGUGCAAAUCAUUCGCUUGUGGAUUGAUCAAAGUAAAAGUGAUGAAGAGUUUGCUCUACUCAUAGAACAAUGCAUCCAUCAAGGUUAUAAUGACUUAAAAAUUGUGAAAAUUUUAAUGGAUUUGAUUCAUGAAAAUGUUAUGGAAAAUAUUCAUCAUGGUGGAAAAGUGUUUGCAGCCUUAUUGGAAUCUGGUAGAAAAAUGUCGAUUGAAGUUAUUGAAUUUGUUUUAAAAACUUUGACAGUUGAUCUUACAAGUCACACCUUUAACAAUAGUAAAAUUUUAGAAGUUGUCCUCAAGAUAGCCGGAAAUGUACCACUAGUUUUACCUCUCUCAUUUAAUGUUGUAAAUAAUUGUGCAAAAGGUUUGGUAAACGUAAUAAUAAAAGGAGAUAUAGACUUAACUUUAAAAGCACUACUUCUUCCAAUGAGUGUCCUUAUAAUUCAACAGUCUCUAGAUGCAAAAAAUUUUAAAGCUGCGCAGACUUUUAUGAAGAACAAUGAAUUUCUAAUAGCAAUUUUUAACGAUUGCUUUAAUUCGGAAAAUAGUACAUUAAUCGAGGUCAAAUUUUCCAUAUUAGCAGGCUUACUUUCACUUCAAGAAAAAUUAAGAAUUAAGGGUGAAACAAUAGCGCAAGUAAAGUUGAAGGACUUUAAAAACGUAUGUGAUAAGAUAAAGAUACAAAACCAGUCUUAUGUUUGUUUUGUAACUUUCAUAACGCAAUUAUUGUUGAACAAUCAAUUUGCAUCACCACUGAUUGAACUGCAAAGAAAAACUGAAGCUUUGCAUUCGCAAAAUAUUCUCUACAUUUAUUACACGAUUCACAUUAUUUCUAGUGAGACUGAUAUUCAAGACCAGAACGAAAUCUACGAAUGCCUCUCAAUGGUUCUUUAUUAUUGUAUUUCUCAAAAAUUAAAUGUUUGUCCAUUUCUCCAGUGUCCUGCAACAUUUGUUAUUUUCAAAAAUGCGAUCGACAAUAUUUCUAAUUUAGUAGAGCCAAAUUACAGUUUUCAAGAUUUUGCCAUGACAUGGCUCAGACAUGUACAAUGGGCAAUAAUUAAUGAAGAAUUAAAGUUAAAUACAGACGCUAAACAGUCAGUAGUUCUUCUUACUGAACUGAGAUUCAUGUUGUUAAAUAUGAAUAAGAAAGAUUACUUAAUAGAAGAUUUCUGUUCAGUUGUGGACAAUCAUUUAUCCAUACUUGAUAAUUAAUUCAAAGUAUAAUAUUUAAAUCUUUUAAAUAAAAGUCAAUAUAUUGGGGUAAUUUGUAAAUUAUAGUAAAAAUAUUAUGUAAUAUAAUUAUAAAAAUGAUUAUUAUUGAACAUCGCAUUCAAUAUUUUGAUAUGUACACUGAGAGAAGUCCAGGGCGUAAUAGUUUCCGCUAGACGUCGCUAUAAGCUACUGUUCUUGUUGCGUUUGAGAUGUUUCGAAUCUAGGGCUCAGACGCCCCGAGUCUGUCAAACAUUGUUCCCGCAUGUGAGAGAACAACUCGUGACCGAAACUAAAAGUUGUAAGUAAUCCCGCUUCGGGACGUUCCACGUUUCGCAUCGGGGCUUGAGACGUCCCGAUCGAAAGUUCACAUAAGAUCAUUCAAAAUUAUCACUCAAGCCUCGCACGGGACGUAUUAGUUCCCGGACUUCUCUCAGUGUAGGUAUUU
Leptopilina heterotoma is the source of this 2433-nucleotide messenger RNA. RefSeq lists its product as uncharacterized. Bases 93 to 1988 code for a protein of 631 amino acids. The transcript is spliced from 11 exons. The record is from RefSeq and is a predicted model, not a curated record. NCBI's taxonomy places the organism in Eukaryota, Metazoa, Arthropoda, Insecta, Hymenoptera, Figitidae.